UUUUUUAAAGUGCUUUAGAUGCUUUAGGAAGCAUUUAUAACUUUCUAAAUUAAAUGUGUUGUUUUCAUUUAUUUAUUCAGGUUAGACCAAAACCUUUGUUGCUGAAGUUGUUGAAGUUUGCUGGGGCAGAAAAGGAUACUUUUACUAUGAAGGAGGUAAUGUUCUAUCUUGGCCAAUAUAUUAUGACCAAACAAUUGUAUGAUGAAAGAGAGCAGCAUAUUGUCCACUGUGAAAACGAUCAUCUUGGGGAUCUCUUUGGAGUACCAAGCUUUUCAGUAAAAGAGCACAGGAAAGUAUAUUCAAUGAUUUCCAGAAACUUGGUAGCUGUCAGUCCACAAGAAUCUACAGCUUCUUACGCAUCGGAGACUGAUGCCAGCUCUGCUCUUGAAAAAGGAAAUGUUCUAAAGGAAGGCAUGCAGGACUUAGAAGAGAAACAGACCUCCACGUAUUCGAGUGUUAGACCCACUACCUCUUCUAGAAGAACCCGCAGUGAAUCUGAAGAUGAUUCCUCGGAUGAAUGGCCUAGUGAAAGAAGAAAACGGCACAAGUCAGACAGCAUUUCGCUGACUUUUGAUGAAAGCCUGUCAUGGUGUGUAGUAAGUGGGCUAUGCAGAGAAAGAAGCAACAGCAGCGAUUCAACAGACUCUCCUUCAAUUCCUGAUCUUGAUGCUCGUUCAGUAAGUGAAAACUCUGAUUGGCUUGAUCAUAGUUCUGUCUCGGACCAAUUCAGUGUUGAGUUUGAAGUAGAGUCUAUUUAUUCAGAAGAUUAUAGCCACAAUGAAGAAGGACAGGAGCUCACAGACGAAGAUGAUGAGGUGUAUCAAGUAACUAUAUAUCAGACUGAAGAGAGUGAUGCCGAUUCAUUUGAUGAAGAUCCUGAAAUUUCACUAGCUGAUUAUUGGAAGUGCCCUAAGUGUAGUGAAAUGAACCCACCUCUCCCACGGCAUUGUCACAGAUGCUGGGCUCUUCGUGAGGACUGGCUUCCUGAUGAAAAGAACCUCAUAUUGGAAAAGAGCGAAUUAAAAAGUUCCACUCAGCUUGAACCUGAAGAAGGUUUUGAUGUUCCAGACUGUAAGAAGGUGAAGAUGGAUGAAGGCAAAGGGCCAGAUGUUGAAGAAAGUGAUGACACUGCAGUACAAGCCUCUGAAUCUCAGGAAAGCGAGUACUCUCAGCCAUCUACAUCUAGCAAUAUCUUCUGUAGCAGUCAAGAGGACAAAGAGUCACAAGAGAAAGAGGAGAAUACAGAAUCCACUCUACCUAUUACCAGCAUAGAGCCCUGUGUUAUAUGUCAAAGUAGACCAAAAAAUGGCUGCAUAGUACAUGGUAAGACGGGGCAUCUCAUGUCAUGUUUUACAUGUGCACGGAAACUAAAAAAGCGGAAUAAGCCCUGUCCUGUCUGUAGGCAGCCAAUUGAAAUGAUUGUGUUAACUUAUUUUGGUUAGGAGGAUGUUGAACAGAACAAGUGCAGUAAAGCAAAAACAUUGCAAGGUUUCAUGGACUAAAACUUAUGAUUUUAAAAAAGCCACAAACUAUUUUUGUAUGUUUGAAGACUUAUUUUGGAGGUUUGAGCCUGACACACAUAAUAUUUGCACUGGGUUUAUAGCUGAAUGCCUUCUACUUUUAGUCAUUUUGGAGGUUCUCUAAAAUGGAAAUAAGUUUGUUUCAAGAUUUGGAGCAAGAUUUUCUACCAAGAGUCACAUCUCAUAUGCAAAUAGUAAUGACACUUGUGUAAGUGGGUGACAUGCAUGUUGUAAAAACAGAAAUUCAAGGCUUGUCAGAAGAGACUUCUUGUAGAAGUUUGUAUUCUUGGAAGUCCUACUUCUGUUUAAUCACUCUAUAUAACAUUUGUAAAGAAAUGGGAAAGUAAAAGCAAUAAAUUCUAGUGUAUUUCUUAGCGAAGACGUAAUAGAAGCUUAGAACUCCAGAGAAAUAACUUUUUGGAAAAAUAACGGUUUGACUCGUUCAUCCUUAAAAUGUAAAUUGAUAUGGAUAGGUAGAUUAAGGGGAAGUACUUCUGCUGACUUGAAGUAACCUCAAAAAUAUGAAAAUUAAUAAAGGAUUUCUAAUAGUCAUCUGUUUCAAUUAAAAAAAAAGGAAUGGAAAGGAGUGAGUUUGGGAUGCGGGGGCCGUUAUCUUUACAAAAACAAAGCUACAUUUUAGUCACUAUAUAACUUGUGGUUUUGACACCAUCCAUUGUUGAAAAUAGUACAUUUCUUGAGCCUAACUUCAAAGUUAGUUUUUCUAAUGAGCAUAACUAAAAUGCAUUCAUUAGAGUGCUAAUGAGCCUAACUUCAAAGUCAGCCAAAUCAAAAUAGGAGUUAAGGUUUUUAAAGGCAUAAGCGUUUUUAAAGUCAGUAAUUUUCCUGUUGUUUAUGCCUAUGCUGUAAGGUGGUUGUAUUUUUCUUGGCUUAUUUCUGAUAAUUGAAGGGUUUUGAGGUACUAGACCAGCCAGUUACUUACUGAAGUAAGAUUUUAAAAACCAUUUUGUUAUGACAUUAUAGGGAAAAUUGUAAUGUGUUUAAAACAGAGUUACAAUUUUUUAACUCUUACAAUCUUGUUAGUUACAAUUUAAAAAAAAAAAAUCAGUAUACUUUACCAAAAAGGGAGAAAUAAAACUAACUACACCUUAUGAAAUAUCUAGGAAGCAUUGCAUAAUUUCUGUAGGAUAUUUACAAACUGAACUUGUUGCAUAUUUUUGUGGUGAAUUCCUAGAGGUAGCAAAAGUGCUACUAAAUCAUAUACUAAACGAUUUUUAUGCAAUGAAGUAAUUCGGUUUGCUUUGAAUAAGCUACUUCUGUAUAAUAUCCUUAUUGGGAGUUUAUUCUUUCUAUUGCCUGAUGUGGUGCUCCUGAAGAAAGUAAGAUUAGAAGAGCAGAUUUUUGGGGUCUAUCUAACUUUGAGAGGCAGUGUUCCCAUAUAGUCCACCAAAUAAAGAAUGGUGAAAAUAUAAAUGUUUUUGACUUCAGAUACUGAGAUCUUCUGUGAUUACAAAGAUUGUAUUGCUUGCUUGUACUACAGCUGUCUUAGCUUGGAAGCUCCAAAACUGGUCUAAAAAUGCGUGUUCAUUAUAAAUUAUUCUUGUAUGGGAAGGGGGUGUCACUGUAGAUACUAUUUAGGU
Molecule: messenger RNA, 3118 nt
Organism: Gavialis gangeticus (Gharial)
Lineage: Eukaryota; Metazoa; Chordata; Crocodylia; Gavialidae
Gene: MDM2
Product: MDM2 proto-oncogene
Exons: 9
Coding region: 54-1442 (462 amino acids)
Biological process (GO): negative regulation of apoptotic process; regulation of cell cycle
Cellular component (GO): nucleus
Molecular function (GO): identical protein binding; ubiquitin protein ligase activity
Source: RefSeq, a predicted model, not a curated record